Molecule: messenger RNA, 4321 nt
Organism: Pyrus x bretschneideri (Chinese white pear)
Lineage: Eukaryota; Viridiplantae; Streptophyta; Magnoliopsida; Rosales; Rosaceae
Product: disease resistance protein RPV1-like
Exons: 7
Coding region: 326-3748 (1140 amino acids)
Biological process (GO): signal transduction; defense response
Molecular function (GO): ADP binding
Source: RefSeq, a predicted model, not a curated record
CUCACCCUCGUUUACCAAAAAGAAAAAGAAAAGAGAAAACAAAAGAUUCGUCCUUCUUCUUCAGCUGCUCUGGUAGCAUCUCCCACCUCCUCUUCUUCAUCAACUCUUAAGACCAACGCCCAUUCAGAUCCUUGAAAAUUUAAGCAUGGUGGAGAGGAACUAUAGUUAUCAACUUAAGGUUGUGAGUGAGCAAAAUUUGAUUUGUCAAAUCGUCCAUUUCACAUUGUCUUUUUGAAGAAACUAGUUGGGACUUUCAUCCAACGUUUUUCGGCAUUUUACAAUACACAACUCUGGUGUGUGCGAGAUAGACUAUUAAAUAUCUGCAAUGCGCACCGAGCAGCAGAAUGCUUCUUCGUCCUCUUACCGGUGCACAUAUGAUGCAUUCUUGAGUUUCAGAGGCACAGAUACACGCAAGGGCUUUACAGAUCACCUCUACAGUGCUUUGGAGUGGGCAGGAAUCCACACUUUUAGGGACGAUAAUGAAAUUGAGAGAGGAGAAAACAUUGAACAGGAGCUACGGACAGCAAUACAAGAGUCACGAGUAUCAAUCAUUGUUUUCUCCAAGGACUACGCCUCUUCCAGGUGGUGCCUGAAUGAACUUGCUAUCAUCAUGGAACGUAAAAGAACAGAUGGACACAUGGUUAUCCCAGUUUUCUAUGAUGUGGAACCAUCAGAUGUCAGGAAGCAGAUGGGCAGUUUUGCAGAAUCGUUUACUAAACAUGAAGAGCGCUUCAAGGACAAGGUGGAGGAGUGGAAGCGAGCUCUUAGAGAUGUUGCAGACUUGGGAGGGAUGGUUUAUGGAGAACAGUACGAGUCGCAGUUUAUCCAAGAUAUUGUUGAAGAGAUUGGAAAUAAGCUGGACUACAUGACGAAUAGGAGAUUAAGAGUUGAGCCCAAUGUGAUUGGAAGAGAUUAUCAUGUGAAAAGACUAAACAUGUGGCUGGAAGAUGGAUCAAAUGAUGUUGGAGUAUCUGUCAUCUAUGGAAUGGGUGGAAUAGGCAAGACCACCAUUGCUAAAACUGUUUAUAACCAGAACUCCUAUAAAUUUCAAGCUAGCAGCUUUCUUUCAGAUAUUUGGGAAACUUCCAAACAAGCCAAUGGUUUUGUUCACUUGCAAAGGAAGCUUCUUUCAGAUAUCCAAAAGGGGAAAAUGGAAAAAAUAUACAGCCUUGAUGAAGGUAUCAAACGGGCUGUACAUUGCAAAAGAGUUCUUAUUGUUCUUGAUGAUGUAGAGAACUCGGAACAGUUCAAUGCAAUUCUUGGAAUGCAAGACUGGUUCCAUCCUGGAAGUAAAAUUAUCAUAACAACUAGACAUGAACAUUUGUUAAAGGCUCAUGAAGUUUGUGUAAGGUUUAAGGUUGAAGGAUUACAUGCGCAUCAAUCUCUUAUGCUUUUCAGUUGGCAUGCCUUCGGACAACCCCAUCCUCAGGAAGGUUACAUGGAGCAUUCAAGAACCUUAGUAAAACAUUGUGGAGGGGUUCCAUUAGCUCUUCAAGUUCUGGGAUCUUCUCUAUUUGAAAAAACAGCAAAUGUAUGGGAAAAUGCAGUACGCAACUUAGAUGUUUUAGACGUGAUUACUGAGGGAAAAAUUAAAAAGAUUCUUUGCAAAAGUUUUGAAUCUUUACAAGAUCAUGAUAGACGUUUAUUCCUCCAUAUAGCCUGUUUCUUCGUAGGAAAGGAUAAGGAUUUCGCAACUACAAUCCUUGACAAAUGUGAUUUUGUAACAGAGGUUGGACUUCAACAUCUAGUUGAUAGAUGCCUUGUGGAAAUUGAUGCCCACAGCAAGUUAACCAUGCAUCAAUUGCUUCAAGACAUGGGAAGGGCAAUAAUUCGUGACAAAUCACCUGAGGAUCCUGGAGAACGCACUAUAUUGUGGGAUAAAGAUGCAAUUAACGUUUUGAGAAAAUUAACUCAGGGUACGAGAACUAUCAAGGGCCUCAUGCUCAACUUUCCCUCAAUAGAGUCAUCUCCGGUAUUAAAUGAGGUAGGUUUCGAGACAAAGGCAUUUACAGAGAUGCUCAAUCUUGAACUACUUCUGCUUGAUAAUGUAAAGUUAAGUGGAAGCUAUGAAGAUUUUCCAAAAAAUUUAAUAUGGCUGUCUUGGCGAGGAUUCUCUUUAAAAUCAAUACCAGCCAAUUUUUGUAUGGAAAAUCUAGUUGUUCUUGACUUACGGAAGAGCAGUCUGCAACAUGUUUGGAACGGAACCAAGCUUCUUACAAGAUUGAAAAUUCUUAAUCUCAGUCAUUCACAUGGCCUUAGGACAACAUCUGACUUGUCUGGACUCCUUAACCUUGAGAAACUAAUUCUUAAGGACUGCAUUAAUUUGGUUGAUGUUGAUGAAUCCAUUGGAAACUUGGGGAAACUUGUUUUCUUGAAUCUAAAAGGCUGCAAAAGUCUUGUGAAGCUUCCAAAAAGCAUGAACAUGAUGAGGUCUCUUGAGAAACUUAUUCUUACUGGUUGCUCAAAGCUUGUGCUUCAUGACAGUGCCAUGGUUAUUUACAUACACACUACAUCAAGGGAUAUGAAUAAAUUUAGACUGUUGUCAACUAUAUCAUGGACACCAAUCUGGUCUUGGUGGAUGUGGGCAUGGCCAAGAAAGACUCUUCAAUCAACCAAUUUCUCACUGGCAAGUUUACCACGUUGUUUGGGAAGCUUAAGUCUGUCUUACUGCAACGUGUCAGAGGUUCCCAAUGAUCUGUGUACACUAUCUUCAUUGAAGUAUUUGAAUCUAAUUGGUAAUCCAAUUUUGUGCCUACCACAAAAAAUGAAGAGUCUUAUUAUGCUCGAGACUCUUUUGUUAGAUAAUUGCACAAACCUUGAAAUUCUUCCAGAGCUCCCACCAAGGUUGAAGAGGUUAGAAGCAAAAUAUUGUACUUCAUUGAAAAGAUUAACAAAUUUACCAAACUUGUUCAGAUCAUUGGAAUCACUUUUUUGGGGUUGUGAGCAUUUAGUUGAAGUUGAAAGCUUGUUGAAUAUAAAACCGGUGAGAAGCGCUGACAUAGAAAUGACAAGAUAUAUGGGCCUGUUCAAUUUGAAAUCCAUAGCAAGCACUGAUGUCGAAAUGAUCAACUACUUGACCAGUACAACCAGGAAGGCUCCUGUCCAGGUACUCUAUGAAUGUGGCAUAUAUAGCAUUUUCUUUCAUGGAAGCAAGAUUCCAGAUGGAUUUGGCUUCACAAUAAUAUAUAGAUCUGUGCUGUCAGUUAUUGUACCUUCACAUCCUAUUCUCAAAAUCCGAGGCUUGAAUUCAUGUGUGUUAUAUGCACAAGAACCAGGCUUGGAAUAUCGUCUUACUGUUCAGCAUUUGAUUAAAGUCAGUAAUCAGACCAAGGGUCUUAUGUGGACCUAUUCCCCACUCACAGUAGGUUUGCCUACUGAGAAGGAAGAUAUGUUAUGGCUAAGCCAUUUUCGAUUUGGAAACAACGAAUUGGAGUAUGGGGACGAAUUACGUGUUUCAGUGGAGAUGCAUGAUUUUGUCCGGGUAAAGGAAUUCGGAAUCCAGCUUGUGUACGAGCCGGAAAGACCUCUUCUAGCCAGAAUAAUGUUGUUGCUGGAGAUGUGUCACUAUCAGCAUCAGAGUACCAAAUGUGGACAGGAAAAUACUUUCUCAGUAAUCAUGGGCACCGUACUCAUCAAGCUCAAUUCCGAAAGAGACAGGAGAAUCCAGAACAUAUUGAAUUUUCAUUUGGGCCAGAGCGUCUAUUUCAUAAAUUAUUCAAGGCCCGAGGACCAUUCGAAACUGUUGUGAAACUUAGAGCAUAUCCAGCAGAUUCCGCAUCUGCUUCUCCUCACCCAUUUUGGCUAAAAUAAAGAGAAACCUCCUCAGUUCUUUAUCCAGCAUCAUUCAUUUAUGGUUGGAAAGAAACAUCAGCAUCAGUUUUCUUGGAGGGAAAGCUCUACGAACUCAGAACAACAAGGUCAUAAGACCAAUCAAGGAAACAACCGGAACAGUCCUCAUGAGUUAGCAGAUGAUGUUUGAAAACCCCUAUAGAGCAAAACCAACUUCAGCGUAACAGCAGUGGGACAACAUGUAUUUCUGAAAAUCCUGCAAUUAGUUUCCCUCCAAAGCCUACUCCUUACAAACGAAUCUUGAGUUCCUGCGACGUAGUAUUUGGGGUAACUUCUAUUUGGACACAUUUAUAUGAGCAAACUUUUCUUAUUCUAUUAUUAUGCAUUCGGAUUAGAAAGCGCGCGAUCAAUAAGAUAUUGAAAACGUGUAUUUCCUGAUACAUUAUAUAAAAUUAAUAAUUCGCUAAAUUCAUAAGAUAAUACAUUAUAGAAAAUUCAUAUAGAUCCUGAAUAAUAUGUGAAUUAAUAAUUU